CAGCCAGUAUUGCAGCGAGUUUAUCAGACAGAAUCCCCAAUAAUGAUCCGCUCGAUAUAGAUAAUAAUAACGCGAGAGUUUGCAAGUUGCCUCAAGACUGUAGUUGCAACUGUCAAAGGUGGAGUGGAUACGCGCAUGACCCAACACACAUUACUGUAAUACUGUACACAGCCGCCGAGAUAUUAUCCGUAUAAAAAAGCGAAAUAAUCCUGAGGUAAGGAACCGAGGAGUGUAUCAAAACCGGGCGAGAUUUGACGUUUCUGCUGAUUUCCUUCGCUGCGUUUUCUUUUACUCUAACCAACUGUCUCGCAGACGUCGACAUUACUGCACUAAACAUAUUUUUGUGCCUCCCUUUAGCUCCAGCCAGCGCAAGGAUUUUUUUUACUCCUCCUUCGCAAUAAAGUCGCCAUUUUGCUUCACUGCCUAUAUAAACCAUCCCGUAUUCUAAUAUUUUCCCUCAAGGAGUCGAGGACCUACCUAUAUUUCCUGGCUAUAUCUAAUAUUUGUGGAGUGUUUAACGAGAAGACGGAGGUUGAAGAAGUGCCUCGUGGUAUACAUAUUAAUGCGGGAAAGGAGGGGGGCAACGCAAUUGCAAACUGGGAAUAAGGUGAAAGUGUCCAGGAUUUCUUUUCAUGCACAGACGAAAUUGUCAUUUUGCUUCUACUGCGCGGCUCCUUUUUGCUUCCACCUCGUCGUCGUCUGAGUCGAGAGACAGGACGACCGUGACGACUGUCCACUUCUCAGGGCCCCCAGCUCCUGUCUGAUCGGUCCUUGACGCACAGCAGGUGUGAUUGCCAUGUAACAUAACAUUGGUGGAAAACCGCCCACUUAGGUGCCUGUCUCCUGACCCCCUCCCCCCUCACGUGGGUGACCCGGGGCCACCCGGCCCCUAGUGCUGGGUGACUGCCCGACAGUCCAGGCAUGGAGAGCCCAAGUGGCCCCAGGUUUGCGAAACUGUCCUCAUCAGGGCUGCCAAGGAGCCGGAACCCCAAGCACGGACGUCCCCAUGAGCUUGUUCGAACUACACCAGUCCCUGAAAACAACAACAAACAUAGUGUGGUGUGUGAUGAGCCAGCAGAGGGGAAGAGGAAAGGUCGUCCUAAAGCAGAAGUGCAGGAACUGAGAAGCAUCCCUGCCCAUAUGAUAGUACAAUGGAAGGAAGAGUUUAAGCGUCGCUCCAGGGUUAAGUGUCCGUGUUCAGGCUGCUGGUUAGAGUUUCCCAGCAUCUAUGGCGUCAAGUACCACUAUCAACGCUGCCAGGGGGCCACGGUAACAGAGAAACUGAGUCAUGGCUGUCCCUACUGUGAGGCAGUAUUCGCCACAAAGGUCCGCCUGCAGAAGCACAAGCUGUGGAACCACCCAGACAGGGUUAGUAUGGAGCCCAAGGACCAGCAGCCUAAACUUCAAAAGUCUCCUGUCAAGUCCAACACCAAGAAAAGGCCCAUGGAGAACAGUCCCCCCUCUCCGGUGUUCUUCAAAGUGAAAAAGACCCACGAGGUGUCCAUGCCCUCUCAGAACGGGGAGCUGGCCCACCAGAAGAGUGACAGGAGACCACACAGCCACAGUCAGCAUUCACAGCAGCUUCACCAGUCUCAGUCAAUCCAGCCUCAGUCUCAGCAGGCGCAGUCACAGAGCACAUCAUCUGAUGCGGGGGGCAGUGAAAGUGAGGGGGGCAGCCUUCCUCCUUCUUUCCCUGAUGAAGAUCCAGAGCGAAUGAGGCACAGACGGAAACAGAAAACCCCUAAGAAAUUCACUGGCGAGCAGCCUUCUAUAUCUGGAACAUUUGGUUUGAAAGGUAUGUCUAAAGUGGAGGAGAAACUGAAAGCAGGUCGGGCGAAGAGACCAGAGGGAAGUGGGUUCAGUGACGAGCCCCAGAAAAGGCCUACUCCAAGCCAGUCCUCCAAGAGGGACACAGCCACGACCAGCUUGGGUGCUGUUCCUGAUGCCCAAUGGCAACGUGCAAUCUCAGAGCGAGGUGAAGUGGUGUGUCCCACCUGCUCCAUCGUCACCAGGAAAACAAUCCACGGCCUCAAGAAGCACAUGGAGAUUUGCCAGAAGCUCCAGGAUGCCCUGAAGUGCCAGCAGUGCCACAAACAGUUCAGGUCAAAGGCUGGCCUCAACUACCACACCAUGGCUGAACACACCACCAAGCCUUCAGGGAGCGAAGGCCAGACAGGUGAUGAGCAUGAGGAGAGAGAAAGGCUGCGCCGAGUCCUCAAACAGAUGGGACGAAUCAAGUGUCCUAGUGAGGGCUGCUCAGCCCACUUCUCCAGUCUGAUGGGCUACCAGUAUCACCAGAAACGUUGUGGAGGACAGUUUGCUGAUGGUGACAAGCCCGUGUUUCUAUGCCAGCACUGUGGAAAAACCUACCACUCCCUGGCUGGCAAAGACUACCAUGUGCUUACCGAACAUUCUCCAGCUUCCACCACCACCAUGACAUCCACCACCCCAAACCACCACAAGGAUACUGACACCAACAACAAUGCCGGCAAAGAGAGGGUGGUCUCUGAGGAUUCGUCAUCAGGAGCCAAGAAAGAGCAAAACCACCCUGAGAAGGACUGGCAGGAGAAAGUAACAUGUGGCCAUCCUAAGGAGAAGGAGAAGGAGAAGGAAGCCAGGGAGAAGGACAUGGAAAAAUUAAAGGAAAAGGAGCAAGACAAAGAUAAAGCAGCACAGAAUGAGAGCCCUGGGGAGGACUUUGAACGAACCCCCAGUGGCAGAGUGAGGCGCCGCUCAGCUCAGGUGGCAGUGUUCCACCUGCAGGAAAUAGCAGAGGAUGAGCUGGCCAAAGACUGGGGCACUAAGCGCCGCAUCAAGGAUGACUUGGUGCCUGACAGCAAGAGGUUAAACUACACUCGUCCUGGCCUCCCCAGCUUCAGCCCAGAGCUUCUAGAGACUUGGAAGAACCAAGUCAAGGAGAAGGGCUUCAUCUGCUGCACCAAUGAAAAUUGUGAAGCUGUCUAUUCCAGUGUGUCAGGACUAAAAGCCCACCUCGCCAACUGCAGCCAGGGUGGUGGAGAAAUGGGGAAGUACACCUGUCUGAUCUGUCAGAAGGAGUUUAGCUCAGAGAGUGGUGUCAAGUACCACAUCAGCAAGACUCAUUCACAGAACUGGUUUCGUGCAGCAGCCAGUCAAGUGGUCGCAAGUAGCAAGAGUAAAGCACCAGAGAACAAUGGGCUCAAAGCUGAGGUGAGAAAUGGUGCCACCACUGGUAAGAAGAGAGGGCGCAAGCCUAAAGAGCGCCCUUCUGUGGCUGUGCCUCUUCAAACAAAAACUGAAGCAACUGUCACAACUCACAACUCAACCCCUGCUGUGACUCCCUCCUUGGGCCCAACACAGUCUCCCACCCUGAUUCCCGACCCAACAGACAGUGCAAAGUCAGGCCAAAACAGACAGCCUAUUCCCUCCAGCGUCAGACGAAGCAAACCCAAGAGGUUGUCACUGUCGGAGUAGCUCUGCUUUUGUCGACCCAGGCGCCAGAGAGGAUGCUUACUGUACAUCUUAUGCCAAGAAGACCAUUCUAACUCCUCCAGGACUUGGCAGAGAGAAGAAAGUUAAAUCAACCAUUUAGAAGUAAAACAUUUAGUACAGGCUUCAGAUGUUGGUUUUGAAACCCCACAUUUAAUGUGUCUACUGUUCUAAACAAUACUCAUGCACCAGUAAUGUUUUAUUUGUCCAUUCCACUUUUGUCUCAUUUUUAAGGUGCACCUUUCAGCUUCUGUGUUCACAGCAGAGGUGUCAGUAGGAAUCAAAGAUAAAAUUCUGACUUCUACAUGGAUAGCAUUUUGCAAACAGUUGUAGUAUUUCAAAGAGUAACUCUCUCUAUGAGAUUCAUGUUGUGUUUGAGAGGUUUUAAAAAGGAUAUUCUAUUAGCAUGGUGAAAUCAUUUAAAGAUAGCUAGUGUUUUCACAUUUUUCAUAGAUACUGUACUGUGUACAUAUACAAUAGCUACAUCUAUAUAUCUAUAUACUCAAAGCAAUGAUACCAUUUGUCAUUUCCAAGCCUGAAACAUCCAAGCGGAUCAGGAGCAAUCAGAAUUUUCACAUUGUGUGCUUAGUGCAAUGUUGUUUUGAACUUGAUUUCUUUUAGAUUUCUUUAUGGUUUUGCUUUUACUGAUUUUACAUUUCAUGUUUUAAGUAAGCAAAUGUUGUAUAAGCUAAAAUGAUGGUCAGUUGUUAAACAUCUUCCACUCUAUUUUUCCUACAACUAUGUGGCUGUCACUUCAGUGACCUAUCUUUUUAUUUCAUUUGCAUCACAUGACAGUGAAAGGUAACUGGUUUGACAGCUGUAAUUAGGUGUCAAAAGAUUUCCAUAGGUCUUUUACACUGAGGUUAAUAAGCAGAAUACCCUGAAAAGUGAUUGAGAUUUCCAUCUGUAAGGCAUAAGUUAGUUACAAUAAUACUUAAUAUAGCAUUGUUUAAUUGAUUUUAAACAAAACAGAAAAACUUGAAGCAUUCUGUCUAAAAUAAGACUCAAAGUGGUGGACAGAAGGAUCAAUUUUGUGUGAAGCUUGUUGCACCAUUGCAGCACAAUCAAAUGAUGUGAUACCAUAAUAUUAAAGGGGCCAUAUUUUGGCUACUGCUUGAAUCAAAGAGCAGAGGAGAGAAUAAAAAUGAUAUCUUUUAUAGAGAGGUUGAGGGGGAAAACUUAUAUUAAACAGAAAAUUUGCAAAUGAAGAUUCACAUAUUAUAAUGUACGUAUAUGACUCAAUUCCUGAACGCUCAAAGCGAUUGCCUUGCACUUUAAUCCUUAGCCCUUCCUUCUCCCCUCUUGUAUUUUGCACUCCAGGAGUAUCCAGCCACCUUAAGUGGCUGUCAGGCACAGGAGGGGGAAAAUCUUACUCUGAUGAAAACUAAAGAAGAGAAAAACUAAAUCUGUUCAACAUGGGUAAUGAGCAGCAUGAUUAACUCUUUCUAGAUAGCAUCUGUAAUCCAACAAGGCCAUAUAAUUAUGACUCACCACACAAAGCCAUAACUGGCCUGUUGAAUGUUAAGGCUGCUCUUUCACUCACUGCUAGUUAAGCUUCAGAUAAAAAAUAAAAAAAACAUUUCAAAUCUAAAAUGUGUGCAAUCAGAGAAUAUAUUCACUUUAACACAUUUAAAGUAAAUACUUGAAUCCACAGUUUUAUUUACAAUUUGAGCAGAUGAAAACUCCAUAAAUAUUUGAUUUAUAUUUGCAGGCUAUGUCCAUAAAAUUAAAUGACUUGCUUACUUACAAAAAAGAUCAUAAAUCUAUUUUAUAUUCUUGUGUAUGUGUGUGUAUGUUACCUAGAUAGCAAUCUUAUAGCUUUGAAUAAAGUUGCGAUAUGAGGUUAUUCUGAUGAGAUAAUAAGGGUGCUUUACUUGCCAUUCUACCUUAAGGACCUGAUACAACUCAUUUAAGUCCACCAAUCCACCCUGCCGUUUUCUACUUCUGACAAGUCCUCUAAAUUUUGCGUCGACAAAUGUCAAUGUCAUCAUAUAAAUAAAGCACUGAUGUCAGUGAAACAUGUCCAAGAAACACUGAAUUUGAAAUGUAAUGCGUCCCAGGUAGUAUCAUCCCUACGCUGUUACUUUUUAUAUCGCGAAGCAAAGACUUGAGUGGAACUCCACCAUUAUCAAUCAACCAAUGAGGUUCAGGUGGGGAUGCUUAUGCAUGCGUCUCUUUGUUAGUGGGAUGGACCUUCAUCUUCUAUUCAGGUUCAGCUGACCGAGAGGACAAAUAAGACAAGCACUGAGUGGGCCUCGGACCUUUUCAAUAGAGUUGUCCAGACCUGGUGUGUGUGUGUGUGUGUGUGUGUGUGUGUGUGUGUGUGUGUGUGUGUUUGUUAAACAGUUAGCACCUUUGUAAUGACUGGAUGUCAGAAAUUGUAACACUUUUUGCUGAGUGUUAUGUUGUGGCACAGAAUCAGUUCAUCAGCUGCUUGUUACUCGUUUUAUUGAUAACGCCACAUUGACCGUGUUUACCUGACAAGCUUUGGUGUUGCAAUAUGAUAGUUUAGCACUGCUUUUAACAGUGGGUAAUUUAUAUUUUAUCACACCCUUUACUAUCUGUCUUCCUAUGAUGUGGAAAACACAUAUCUAUCCCGCAGUGUGAGCUAACUGCAACAUGUAAAUGGUCUUAUACUUGUAUAGCGCCUUUCUAUGCUUUUACAGCACACUCAAAGCGCUUUCACAUUAUUCGGCCAUUCACCCAUUCGCACUCUAAACAUGUUUAGAGAGUACAGCAAUACACCAUAUUUAGCUGGUUUUGUUGGCUUGCUGAUACUUUGAUAUUGAUGUCUUCUCAAACUUGUACGGCUUUUUUCACUCCCCUACUUUUAUUUGCUUUGAAAAUGCUUUUUUUACAUAUUAUAAAAUCUAAAAAAAAAAAAAAGUUGAAAAAAAUUUGUAGACCACAAAGAACAUUGUAGGCCUGAGUGUCAACAUACAUUGUUAUUUUAUCCAUUUUGAUGAUGCACAUAAAUUGAAUUUUUUAGUAGAUGAUGACAAACACAUUGAGAGAGUCCUUUAUCUACUGAAUAUGGGACUAAAAGGCAUAUGUAUGUGUGUUCGUUUCUGUAUUUAGUGCACUUGCUAUACCAUGAAAUAGGCUUGAAAUAGGAGUGUUGUUGGAGCUUUCUAGUUACCUGGACUGUGUGUGGUGUGACUUUUGUACCUGGGACAACAGCAGGCUCAAGUGUCUUCCCUUUGUCAGCAAUGGUUUUCCCCUCAAAACCAAGGUUAAUCCUGAUAAAUCCCCGUAGCCUGAGAAUGUUACCCUUUUAUGAGGACAACAGUGGUUCAUUUUGUAAGCUACCUACUUUAAAAGCAGGAAAUGGCCUUCUCCUCUGUUGUCAGGGCCAUUGUGAAGAAACUGUUGAGUUUUAAGCGAUGAUGUUGUAGAUCAUAACUGGUUAUGUUAUACAGGUGAAAUGAAACUAAUGAUGUAUUAAAGAUUUCCAUAUCUGAAAUUAAGCUGUAUAGAACCUAACAUAAGAGGCAUAAACACCUCCUUUGAGUCUGAACUGUUACUUUUUUCUCCCAAACUUGUUGUAUUACCUGUGCAUUAGUAUCCCUAA
Molecule: messenger RNA, 7039 nt
Organism: Monopterus albus (swamp eel)
Lineage: Eukaryota; Metazoa; Chordata; Actinopteri; Synbranchiformes; Synbranchidae
Gene: znf512b
Product: zinc finger protein 512B
Exons: 17
Coding region: 922-3453 (843 amino acids)
Molecular function (GO): zinc ion binding
Source: RefSeq, a predicted model, not a curated record